UGCCGGCUUCCGGAAGUACGUCACGACCUCGGGCCUGGCUCCUCCUGAGUCCGCCCGGCCGCUCGGAACUUCGGUUCGAAACAAAACAAACCGCGGGGGUGGGCGUCGCCGGGGCCUGUGGUGGGAGGGCGCCGGCAUUUGUUCCUUGUGAGAGAGAUUGACCACAAAGAGUCGCCAAGAUAGCUGGCUCGGGAAGAAAACGUCGAACCCCUGACCCAGACUCCGUCACUGACCCCGGCGGGCCGUUUGUUUCAUCCAAACGGCUGAAAAUGUCCAGUAGUGCCAGCAUCCCUGGGCAGAGGAGAACAGCACGGGGAGUGGAAGAUGCGACCAGUAAGAAGAAGCAGAAGGACCGAGCGAAUCAGGAGAGUAAGGAAGGCGAGAGGCCAGUUGGCAGUGACUCAAAGAAAGAGCCUUUUCCUGGCCUGGAGUUGGUAGAGCCCAAUUGGCAGAGGGAGUCUGAGGAGGACCUGCUGCUGUGCUGGAAGCAGAACAACCACGAGGUCAUUGUGAAGCUGAACGUGGACAACGGUGUCCCCAAGGCAGAGGAAGUAGAUACGUCUUUCACAGACACCAGUUGUGUCGUGAAGUUACCUGAUGGCCGCCAGUGGAGCUGCCAGUUCUACGCAGACAUCGAGAGUUCCUGCAGCAAAGUCCAGUACAAGAAGGGCAAUGUCAUGCAGCUGGUGCUGCAGAAGAAGAUCCCUUUGCACGCUUGGCCUUCGCUCUCGAAGCGGUGCAAAGAUAGCUCAAGGGAGCAGACCAAGAGGGCUGCAUGUAAGGAGAACGGCAAGGAGAAGCCCCCUUCUGUGGGGGAAGUACCUGAGGAGCCUCAGCGUGAUAGCGCCACGGAACCGUCCAGGGGCAAACGAGAACCCUCCAACCCAAAGCGAGCCCCUGAGACCUCAGGAGGGAAGAACCCAGCUAGCUUGGGGCUGCCAGCUGGCCCUUGUGCCAAAAGGGCAGUGUGUGUCAACGCCACUCCGUCUGCGGAGGAAGGGAGCGGCAGCGGCAGCGUAAGCACCACAGGGCUCUGUGAGAACGUCGGCAGCCAGAGGAAUGACCGGGGAGCCCAGGGAGAUGCUUCCGUGAAUGUAAAGGCUGACAACCUGGAAAGAGAGUCGGUGCCCAUGGAAAUGCAGCUGCCUUCAGUUCCUGCAGAGACAUUGUCCCGUCAGCAUGUGCCCUGCCCAGAGAAGGAGAUCCCACCGCCUGCCAGUUCCUUUGAGGCUCCACAGGGGCCAGAAGCUGUGUCUGCCUUCAGCGAAGGCCUCGCCUCCUUUCUUCCAUCCAGCGACGCUGAGAAGAGAGGCUGGUCCAAGGACAGUGACGUUCUAGAGGCUGUGGCUAAUGAACCAGAGCCCAUUGUGAAUCUGACGUUUGUGAAGAAUGACUCCUAUGAGAAAGGGAAUGAUUCUAUGGUGGUGCACGUCUACGUGAAGGAGAUUCACAAGGAGAAUUCCAGGGUGCUCUUUCGGGAGCAGGACUUCACGCUAAUGUUCCAGACAAGUGAUGUCAACUUUCUGCGACUGCAUCCAGGCUGUGGCUCUCAUACAGUAUUCAGGUGGCAAGUAAAACUCAGGAAUCUCAUAGAGCCAGACCUGUGCAAAUAUAACUUCACCCCUGCCCGCAUCGACAUCUGCUUGAAGAAACGGCACAGCCAGCGCUGGGGGGGCCUGGAGGCUCCUGCCGCACGAGGUGCAGUGGGUGGUGCGAAGGUUGCCAUGCCAACAGGCCCUACCCCCCUGGAUAAAAGCCAACCUGGAAGUAACCAGCAUCCUCUGUCCACCAAAGAGGAGGCACGAGCGGGUGAGAAGGAGAAGCCACGAGCAGAGGAGAGCGGCCUGGAUGGCGUAGCUGCUCGGACAGUGUCUGAGCAUGUGCCAGUGAAGCAGGAAUCACUGGUGCCCUCGCCCAAGCCAACAUGCAUGGUGCCCCCAAUGACUCACAGCCCUGUCAGCAGCGAAAGUGUGGAGGAAGAGGAGGAAGAGGAGGACAAGGAUGUGUGUCUGCCAGGCUUCACAGGGCUCGUGAACCUGGGCAACACCUGCUUCAUGAACAGUGUUAUCCAGUCUCUCUCCAACACCAGGGAGUUGCGGGACUACUUCCAUGAUCGCUCCUUCGAGUCCGAAAUAAACUACAAUAACCCACUGGGAACUGGGGGGCGCCUGGCUAUUGGCUUUGCUGUGCUUUUGAGGGCACUCUGGAAAGGCACGCAUCACGCCUUCCAGCCUUCCAAACUGAAGGAGAUUGUGGCCAGCAAGGCCAGCCAGUUCACGGGCUAUGCUCAACACGAUGCCCAGGAAUUCAUGGCUUUCCUGCUGGAUGGGCUCCACGAGGACCUGAACCGCAUCUAUAUGAAGCCCUACAUAGAAACCGUGGACUCAGACGGGCGGCCAGACGAGGUCGUUGCAGAAGAGGCCUGGCAGCGGCACAAAUUGAGGAACGAUUCCUUCAUUGUGGACCUGUUCCAGGGCCAGUACAAAUCCAAGCUGGUGUGCCCUGUGUGCUCAAAGGUGUCCAUCACGUUCGAUCCUUUCCUGUAUUUGCCGGUCCCCCUACCCCAGAAGCAGAAAGUGCUGACAGUCUAUUACUUUGCAAAGGAACCCCACAAGAAACCUGUCAAGUUCCUGGUGAGCAUCAGCAAGGAGAACUCUACUGCUAUGGAGGUGCUAGACUCGGUGUCGCAUAGCACACGGGUGAAUCCUGAGAACCUGCGCCUGGCUGAGGUGCUCAAGAACCGCUUCCACCGCAUGUUCCUGCCUUCCCAUUCGUUGGACACGGUCUCCCCCACUGACCUUCUGCUGUGCUUUGAGGUGCUUUCUCCAGACCUGGCCAAGGAGCGCGUGGUGGAGCUGCAAGUUCAACAGCGUCCUCAGGUGACCAGCGUGCCCAUCACCAAAUGUGCCGCCUGUGAGAAGAAGCAGCAGUCAGAGGAGGAGAAGCUGAAGCGCUGUACUCGAUGCUACCGCGUUGGAUAUUGCAAUGUAACGUGUCAGAGAACACACUGGUCCGACCACAAAACCUUGUGUCGCCCUGAGAACAUUGGCUUCCCUUUCCUCAUCAGCGUGCCCGAGUCACGCCUCACCUAUGCACGGCUGGCCCAGCUUCUGGAAGGCUAUGCCAGGUACUCGGUCAGCGUGUUCCAGCCACCCCUGCAGGUGGGCCGGCUGUCCCCCGAACAAGGCUUGCAGCCCCAGCCUCCUGAGAAACAAGAGCCACCGGCCAGGAAUAGCAGUGCUACAGCGGUGUGUGCUGCUGCUGCUGUUGCUGCUGCUGCUGAGACCACCAUGGAGUCGGGAGAUGGUGCCAGGGCCCCACACCUGUUGCAGGAACCCCAGGCAUUCCUCUCAGCUCCGGAGCUACAGCCUGAAUUAGGGGAUACCAGCACUGUGAGGAGCAAGGUGCCCGCAGGGAGAAGCUCGGGGCUAAGCUUGGAUUCAGGCUUCUCUGAGCCAGCCUUGGACACACGGCCUGAGAGCUGUGUGGAAUCGGAGCUGCCUUACGAGAGAGGCCCCAGGCCUGAAGCUGCCAUCCCUGGUUACCAGCAUCCCGCUGAGGGGCCAAGUUCCCACGUCACCCAGUUCUACAUCAACAAAAUUGAUGCGACCAGCAAAGAGCAGAAGCUGGAGGAUAAAGGAGAUACCCCGCUGGACCUGACGGAUGGCUGUUCCCUGGCCCUGGUUUGGAAGAAUAAUGAGCGGAUGAAGGAGUUUGUGCUGGUCAAGUCUAAGGAACUGGAAUGUGUGGAGGACCCAGGCUCUGCAAGUGAGGCAGCCAGGGCAGGACACUUCACCCUUGAACAGUGCCUCAACCUCUUCACCAAGCCAGAGGUGUUGGCCCCAGAGGAGGCCUGGUACUGUCCAAAGUGUAAGCAGCACCGUGAGGCAUCGAAGCAGCUGAUGUUGUGGCGCCUGCCCAACGUCCUCAUCAUACAGCUCAAGCGCUUUUCCUUCCGCAGCUUUAUUUGGAGAGACAAGAUCAAUGAUAUGGUCGAUUUUCCAGUCAGGAGCUUGGACCUGAGCAAGUUCUGCAUUGGCCAGAAGGAUGAGCAGCAGGUGCCCAUGUAUGACUUGUAUGCGGUUAUCAAUCACUAUGGGGGCAUGAUUGGUGGGCACUAUACAGCCUAUGCCCGGCUUCCCAGUGACAAGAACAGCCAGCGCACUGAUGUGGGUUGGCGGCUCUUUGACGAUAGCACUGUCACCAUAGUAGAUGAAAGCCAGGUGGUGACACGAUAUGCUUAUGUGCUCUUCUACCGCCGACGAAACUCCCCUGUAGAGAGACCCCCACGAGGGCCACCUCAUCCCUCAGACCCUCAGGCUGACUUGGCCCCAUCUGCUGAGGCAGCAGCCAAUCAGGCUUCUCUGCUCUGGCAGGAACUGGAGGCCGAAGAGGAAGCUGCCAGGAGGCUGACGAGGAGCCCUUGGAGGUCUUGUGGCCGAAGAGCAAAGAACCUCCCCUCAGAGGGUCCUGACGAUGGCCGGGUCCGCUACUUUGUCCUGGGCACCAUGGCGGCCAUUGUGGCCCUCUUCCUGAAUGUCUUCUACCCGCUCAUCUAUCAGACCCGCUGGAGGUAGCGGCCCCAGCAAGGCACCGGGAGGGGAGCAGCCGGCACACUGCAGCCUUGGCUGUCCUCUGUUGCAUCUGGGUGGUGAGGGGCUGGGAUGCUCCUCGCCAGGUAGGUGCAAGAAGAAGCCCUAGUGCCAACGCCUCCCCCGUGGAGGAGGUGCCACGUCCAGUUUCGGUGCUCUCCCGCUUAGGCGACCUCCUGGAUAUGCAACCAGGGAAGAUCCUUUAUGACUCAACAGCCCAGGAAGCCUCAAUGGGACAAACCUUUCCCAGAUGACUUUUGUGCACUUCAGCCCACGUGAAUCUGGAGGGCUGGGAAAUGUAUGUACUUCCAGCACAGGCUGCAGAUCCACAAAUAUCUGUCUCUAUACCGGGAUGGCAAUGUUUGUCUCUGCCACUCUCUGCCUUGGGAUUGCUCCUCCAAAUUGGGUUGACCACCACCACCACCCCCUUCCCCGGUGCCUAGUACUUGACGGUUGUGCCAAUUUAGCCCAGCUGAGCAUUAGUGCUGUGCUUGCAGCAAGUGGAGAAAAGGACAUCUUUUUGAAUGGACAACUUUCCCCAUUUGGGGAAGGGAAAAUUAAUUGCUGACUCUUCUAAAUGUUGACGGAUUAGGUUAUCUCACCAUGAUGCAGGCAGGUAGACCAUCUUCUUCCUCUCUUUUUUUAAACAGCAUCUUCUUUAGUUGUUAAUCCAGCAUGAGUAUAGACUUCAAGGGAAAGUAUUUGCUCAACCUUCUUCCUCAACCUUAUUUAGCUCGAGGCCCCAGCUGAACAGAAGAAAGGCGUUUUGAUUUGUAUCUCUGCUCUUUUACAUGCCUCUGUGAAUGCGUGCGCGUGUAUGUGUACGCCUAUUUCUUUGUGCACACAAGGUAACAGAACUGUGUUUUUUGGAUUCACGGUUGUGCGGACUUGUGUUGUUUUUAAUACGGCCCGUCAGGCUGUGGUUCCUCAUGGCGAUGCAGGAUCCCUCUUAAGCAUCUGGAGCACAGGUUCAAUCCUAAAUGCCGUUGGCUGUGGCCGGGCAAGUAAGAGCGAUCUUGAGAGCUUGUGAUCCUAGAGCCGAGUUUCCUUCUUCGCAAUACCCUCCAUGGAUUAUGUAUUACUAUUACUGUUUGUUUGGUCCUAUUAUUCAUAUGCAUUAUAAAGCCUAACAUCGCACACGUUCUUCCCACCACGUUCAGAGAGGCUUUCUGCUUCUUUGUGGAGGGGGGAAAUGGGGUUGGCCUUGCCACCAGUGCCAACAGUCAGGUUAAGUGGUGCCUGAUGCUGGUAUCCCUGCUGCGCCCCAGGAAAUGGGCCGUCUCUAGCCACAGCAGUGCCAAAGAGCACAGCCUGAUCCGUGCAGAGUUCUGGCGUGGGCCUUCCCAGGGUCAGGAGGAGCAUCCCUGAGCUAUCCUCUGCCAGCUUGGUGGAUAAAGGCAUUGCAUUGUGCUGUGGAAAAGAUUUCACUGUAUUUAUUUAUUGUAUUUAAUAAAGCUAAGCUGUUCUAAAGAGAUAUAGCCUGGCUCCUUUCUUUCCCCCAUCUGCUGCUGUGCUAUUCGGUCUCUUUCUAAACUUAGUAGAAGGAUUAUAUCAGUCCCCACGCACCCCACAUAUAUCUUACUGCUGACCCCCAAGCCUGUCCAGUCCUGGCUGCUGUUGCUGCUCAUUUUAGGGGACCAAGAAAUGGUUUGAGAGGUUCCUUGUGUUGUAACCAACAAUAUGAGAGAAAAAGUUAAUACUGUCGGUGAGAGAAAGUGCAGCGCUGGACUAGAAGGGCUGAGACAGAGCUCUCUGUGUUCUGUGACUUUCUGCAAGUCAGAAUUUUCUGCUCAGUGCAGAUACAGUAAUCUGAAAAUUCCAGCGUUCAUUAAAAACAGGACUGGGCAGUCUGUGGCUCAGGCGCACAUGCAGGCCUCUGCAUAACUUCAUUCAGGUGUGUGGAGGCCAGAGGGAGAGAAGGAAAACAGGACGGGGGAAAUGGGGGAGAAGGCAAAACAGAUGUAGCAAUAGAAAGAGGGGGCCGCCUUCU
Molecule: messenger RNA, 6582 nt
Organism: Elgaria multicarinata webbii
Lineage: Eukaryota; Metazoa; Chordata; Lepidosauria; Squamata; Anguidae
Gene: USP19
Product: ubiquitin specific peptidase 19
Exons: 27
Coding region: 270-4577 (1435 amino acids)
Biological process (GO): protein deubiquitination
Molecular function (GO): cysteine-type deubiquitinase activity
Source: RefSeq, a predicted model, not a curated record